Molecule: messenger RNA, 1386 nt
Organism: Paramormyrops kingsleyae
Lineage: Eukaryota; Metazoa; Chordata; Actinopteri; Osteoglossiformes; Mormyridae
Source: RefSeq, a predicted model, not a curated record
GUUGCCUCCAUCCGUCUCUAUUUUCGCUACUCCUUCUGCUCUGAGGGCGUUUGGAACGUAUUUGUUUAGCCACAUUUUGCAUACUCAAGUUGACAAAAUGAAGCAAAAUAGUAACGUACCAGCGUUUUUGACGAAGCUAUGGACUCUCGUCGAGGAUCCUGAUACCAAUGAAUUUAUCUGCUGGAGCCAGGAGGGCAGCAGUUUUCUUGUGUUGGAUGAACAGAGAUUUGCAAAGGAAAUACUCCCGAAGUUCUUCAAACACAACAACAUGGCCAGUUUUGUAAGGCAGCUAAACAUGUAUGGAUUCCGCAAAGUGAUGCACAUUGAUACGGGCAUAGUGAAGCAGGAGCGGGACGGCCCCGUCGAAUUUCAGCAUCCUUUCUUCAAGCAUGGCCAAGAUGACUUACUGGAACACAUCAAGAGAAAGGUUUCUGUCUCCAGGCCUGAGGAGAGCAAAAUCAGACAAGAUGAUCUGUCGAAGAUCUUGUCCAGCGUCCAGAAUAUUCACGGCCAGCAGGAGAAUAUGGACUCCCGACUUGCAACGCUGAAAAGGGAGAAUGAAGCUCUGUGGAGAGAGAUAGCCGACCUGCGUCAAAAGCACAACCAGCAGCAGCAAGUUAUAAAGAAGCUGAUACAGUUUAUUGUCACUCUGGUUCAGAACAACCAUGUCCUGAGUUUAAAGCGAAAAAGACCAUUGCUGCUGAACAGCAAUGGGAAGAAAUCCAAAUUCAUCCAGCCAAUUUUCGAUGAGCCUGUCGACCACAACAAGACCCAUGUCAAUGGGUUAAAGAAUCAUUCUGACAUUACUGAUGAUGUCAUCAUCUGCGAUUUAACCGUUGAGGAUUCUGAGGUCACAGAGGAAAUUUCACGAUCUUUUGAUCAAAGGGACGUGGAAAUAGUGGAGGUGCAAGGAGAUGGUGAUGCCGCCAUACUGGUGGAGAGCGCAGUGGACAAGGAAGCAGAAAACUCCCCGGAGACCAUGUGCGAAUACACAGCCAGGAGCUCCACCGAGUUGCCCGAGAGCAGCGGCGCACUGCAGGUCAACUUGCCGUCGAUACUGAGCUUCGAAGACCCAGUCAAAAUGAUGGACUCCAUCCUCAACGAGAGCGGAACCAUCUCGCAGAACCUGAACCUCCUGGGAAAGGUUGAGCUGAUGGACUACCUGGACAGCAUUGAUUGCAGCUUGGAGGAUUUCCAGGCCUUGUUGUAUGGCAAGCAGUUCAGCAUUGACACAGACGUCGUAGGGGUAUGUUUGUGCCGCAUUCGAGAUGUGCUGCUUUGCCGCCUCUCUUUUUGAGUAGGAGAAUGAGCACUACUUACUAUUAUACAGUAUCAGCAAAGUUUCACCUUGUUUCUUCCUAAGCAUUCGAGUAAUGUUCUACAAAU